GCAAGCAAAGUUUAGGCAAAAGUGUAAGAAAAUGGAGGAAACAGAAGAGAAGAGUAUAAGAGAAGCAUCAAAAGAGAUUUCACAACAAUCCAAAACCCUAAUCAAUCAUCACCAUUUGGAUUCUCUCAACCAAUUGCAGCAUCUCAUAUUGGGAAGGUUGCAAGAUAGCAAUGCGGUACUGAGUCAUUUUAAUGACUAUUCAGAGCAAUCUUAUGCAGAAGUUGCCACUGAUUUCGCAAGAAAUACUCGCAUUUUGAAGUCCAUGAAGUCUGAUCUUGAUUACGUUUUUCAAAAGCUUAGGAGCAUGAAGUCUAAAAUCCAGGCUACAUACCCAGAUGCAUUUGCAGAUGAAUCCUCACAAGAAGUACUCGACAGAAGGCCUGAUCUCGAAAUUCCUAAAUAGCAUUAACCGUUCACAUGCAUUCCACUCAUAGAAGCAAGAAACAGUUUGAUUCCCUGAGUAUUAUUUCUAACGCUGAUGUGAAUAUUUAUCAUGUUUGGAAAGCGAGGAACUUGGAUGUUCAACGAUAUUGGAACUAAGCGGCGGAUUCUAUUCUUUUGUAGAGUUUGUAAAUGUUAUUAAAAUGUCAAAUUCUUGAUAGCCUGUUUUACAGGUUCUUAAAUAUGGUCAAACAUGGAUUAUAAACAUUUGGAUUGUGAAUUUGAGUUUGAUUGGUCUAUUGUAAAUGUUAUUAAAUGUCAAAUUCUUGUUACUGCAAUUAGAUUUAAA
Molecule: messenger RNA, 730 nt
Organism: Mercurialis annua (annual mercury)
Lineage: Eukaryota; Viridiplantae; Streptophyta; Magnoliopsida; Malpighiales; Euphorbiaceae
Product: kxDL motif-containing protein LO9-177
Exons: 3
Coding region: 32-403 (123 amino acids)
Biological process (GO): lysosome localization
Cellular component (GO): BORC complex
Source: RefSeq, a predicted model, not a curated record